Messenger RNA from Paraglomus brasilianum, 504 nucleotides. NCBI's taxonomy places the organism in Eukaryota, Fungi, Glomeromycota, Glomeromycetes, Paraglomerales, Paraglomeraceae. The record is from the annotation of a GenBank genome assembly.
AUGUCUUUGAAUGGAGAUGAUGAUGAGAAGAAGUUCCGGAAGAAAAUCCGCAAACCAUCAUUCAAAUAUGCCAGACAGUUUUCGGAUACUCUUAUUGGCGCUCAUAUGGAUGGCUCCAAUAGAUCGAAGCAUAAAGGAGUUAGCAAAGCUGGAAUGAAUAAAAUGGCCUGUGAGACAUAUCCAAAUUUUGAAUCGCCCCUAACGCAAGUAUAUCGGGAUUGUUUAUUCAAAAAUGAAGUAUUCUACGCUAAAAAUAUAGGCUUUCGAACAAAAGAUCAUAUUAUAUCACUCGUGGAAUCGGAGAAGAAAGCGUUAUGUCCCAUCGAUACAAAGAGAUGGAUACUUUCUAACGGAAUAACAUCCCUAGCAUAUGGUCAUUGGAGGAUUGAUGCAUACAAGAGUAUGAUCAAAGCUGGUAUGUCUCCAGAGUUGGCUGAAAAAAGAGCUAUGAGUGUAAAGCUUAAGCCGGAGAUCGAAUCUUUAAUCGAAGAACAUAUAGCAUAA